This is a messenger RNA of Panicum virgatum (switchgrass), 1409 nucleotides long. RefSeq lists its product as uncharacterized. Lineage: Eukaryota; Viridiplantae; Streptophyta; Magnoliopsida; Poales; Poaceae. The transcript has a single exon. The record is from RefSeq and is a predicted model, not a curated record. The coding region runs from base 390 to 1091 and encodes 233 amino acids.
CGGAUGCGAGGCAAAGCCAUGGCCAGCAGCAGCUCGCUAGCACUCAUGGCUUGAGAGUGACCACGAUGAUGAUGCCACAUAAUUCUCGCGGCAGAAAUCGCGACACCUUUCCUUGCAACCAAAGCCAAGCGCUCUCCUUCGUCUCCCUUUAACCUGUCCCUCACAUGCUCCCGUGCCGUUCAGUCGCUGUCGCGCUGUCUCUCUUAUAUACCCCACACGACACACAGGUCGCCGAAGUCCGAGCUCCUCCAUGUCCUCUCUCUUCUACAGCUACGGGCGGCUGGGCUGAUGCAAAUGCAAGCAGAGUAAGCUAAGCAGGAACAGUGAUUAGCUGAGCAGCAGAAGCUUAAGCAGCUGGCUUAGGUAGGUAGCUGGCCGAGACGCCAUUCAUGGCCACCGGGUGCAAGGCGGCCAUCGGCUGCGUGGACGCGCGCGCGCCGGUGCGGGCAAGCUACGUCAGCCUGUACAAGUGGCCCGAGUCCGACGCCGAGUUCGUCAAGUCGGUGGCCAUGGCGCGGCGCCAGGGAGGCGGAGGCGGAGGGCAGGAUAGCCCCGGCGCCAGCGCGUCCUACUACAGCUACAGCGGCAGCGCCAGCAUGCGCCGCGGCGGCGGAUACAGCGGCGAGCUGGCGGCGGGGUACGCGAGCCCGCUGGUGGUGGACAGCUACUCGUGCCGGCAGAUGUACCUUCGCAGCUACACCUUCUCCAAGAAGAAGGAGACCGUGCCCGAGCGCACCAUGGCAUGCCUCGGCCGCGUCCGGGAGCGCGCCGCGGUGUUCCCCUUCCUCCCGCAGCGCGGCGGCGGCGGCGGGUCCGCGGCGGCCUCCGACGCCGGCUCGGUCGGCAGCGCGAGCAACAUUGCCGGCGGCGCCGUCGGCCGCAGCGAGAGCAGGGACAGAGAGGACGUGGGCCUCCGCGACAGGAAGGCGAGGAGGAGCCGAAGCCGGAGGAAGAAGCAGAAGAAGCGGUGCGCCAUGGUGAGGAGGCUGCAUGAGGCGUCGUGCGGCGCGGUGCGCGCCAUCUUCCGCCGCCUCCUCGCCUGCACCACCAGCGUGGACGUCGCCGACGGCGGCGCGCGGCCGGCCCGCUGAAAUAUGGCCGCGCAAAGCACGUGGUGCGGCGUGUGGUGCCAUGCUGUGGUGCCUUGUGCAUGCACGCUGCCAUAACCCUUUUUUUUUUUGAGCAAGACACGCUGCCAUAACCUGUGUCGAUUUUCUUGUGCCUGUCUGCUAGUAAAUGAAACUGCAUUCCUCUCUAGACCUGCAGGCUGCAGUACAGUAGCUAUAGCAGAACUGCAGAUGUAGAGUAAGACGACAUGGACGACAAUCAUAUCAGGGAUCUUACGUACGUAUUGUAAGUGAAAUCAAUUUUUUCUUGCAUUGUGUUAUCUAUUUGGUGUUGAUCUUUCA